Molecule: messenger RNA, 1017 nt
Organism: Fibroporia radiculosa
Lineage: Eukaryota; Fungi; Basidiomycota; Agaricomycetes; Polyporales; Fibroporiaceae
Exons: 5
Coding region: 1-1017 (338 amino acids)
Biological process (GO): phosphatidic acid biosynthetic process
Cellular component (GO): endoplasmic reticulum membrane
Molecular function (GO): ATP-dependent diacylglycerol kinase activity
Source: RefSeq, a predicted model, not a curated record
AUGACGAUUCCUGCCAAUGACGCUUUCACACUUGGUUUGACACACAAUCCAAACCGUCUUGCACUCCAUUCUUCUACGUCCAAGUUAUCAUUUGUCGCUGGUGCUAAGACACCGCACUCCGUUCCUCUCGAGAGGCGGCUCAUGUCAGCAAAGCCUCGCAUUGGAUCGGACUCUGGACAUCAUACACAAAGAGAAGUGGAUACGCAGAGUUCUACCACAAUACGCUCCCCUUCGACAAAUCGGAAUGGUAGGGAAACGAAGUCGGAUGCACGGAAUGAUACUGUAGAUUGGGAGAUACCUCGCAAAAUACUACAUUCCUCAAUAGGAUUUUUCACUCUGUAUCUUUAUGCUUCUCAUGGUUCACCUCGUGCUGUUGUCGCUGUGCUCAGUGCCGGAUUGGCAAUUUUGAUCCCGUGUGACAUACUACGACUUCGCUCGAGGCGGUUCGAGCGUAUAUUUGAGCGAUGUGUUGGAUUUCUGAUGCGCGAAAGCGAAAAGAAGAGUACCAAUGGUGUGAUCUGGUACAUUAUUGGGGUCAUUUUUGUCCUCUCUGUAUAUCCUCUGGAUAUUGCGGUGGUUUCAAUACUUAUUCUGUCAUGGGCCGAUACGGCCGCAUCUACAGUUGGGAGAUUCCUAGGAUCUCGCACGCCUGCCCUUCCGCGCCAUAUACCCAUCUUUAAGAUACCUUUGGCACCACGAAAAUCGGUGGCAGGAUUUGUCGCGGCUUCUUGCACUGGCGCUUGUAUUGCUGUUGGAUUCUGGGGCUGGGUCAUGCCUUUAUUCAGCGGACAAAGCAGUUGGCGCUGGAUUACCGAGGCUCCUAUGGUUGUCGGAGUGUCAUCGACAUAUCCUUGGGCUAUCUAUGGUGUUCUUGGACUGGUUAGUGGACUGGUGUCAGGUGUAGCAGAGGCUCUGGACCUGGGCUCAUUGGAUGACAACCUCACACUUCCUAUCAUUUCUGGUGGUUGCUUGUGGGGCUUUUUCAAGCUCACUGAUACUUUAGUUUCUUGGAUGUGA